Messenger RNA from Coccinella septempunctata (seven-spotted ladybird), 3083 nucleotides. RefSeq names its product serine protease Hayan. Gene Ontology annotation, biological process: proteolysis. NCBI's taxonomy places the organism in Eukaryota, Metazoa, Arthropoda, Insecta, Coleoptera, Coccinellidae. The record is from RefSeq and is a predicted model, not a curated record. Bases 508 to 2916 code for a protein of 802 amino acids. The transcript has 5 exons. Gene Ontology annotation, molecular function: serine-type endopeptidase activity.
CAGUCAUGUCUGUCACGGCAACAUUUAAAAGAUCUUAAUAUGCCGAACGCCCUGUCGUAAUUUGUAGUGUAAGGCAGUGAGUUUUUUGUAUGUAUAAUUAAUUAUUAUGUAUCCCAAGAAGCACGAGUGUAUUUCCACCUCGAGUUGUUUAUACGGGGACUCGAAGAAGUUAAAGUGAAAGUGAGUGAAUAAGCCUGUGUGAAAGUUUUAACUCUCUAGCAUGGAAGACAUCUCCAAACCAACAGUCGGCUUGCGAUGAUCAACGGUGCUUGUGAGUGAAAUGGUGAUUGUGUUUUGUUUAUCGUCCUUGCCGACCUUUGAAGACUGAAGACGAAAUCAUUCACCUUCAACUUGUACGUAUAACAUCAGCUCUUGGUGUUAGUGGCAGUUCAGAUUAAUAGAUAAACUCAAUCAUUUCGACAGGGCCAAACUGAAAGAUUUGAAUUGUGUACGUCGUUCGCGAUGAAAAAGAAUAGUUCCGACUGAGAUAGAUGGAAUUUCGUUAGAAUGAACCAAAUACACUCUGGUAUCUUAGCUCUUGUCUUAGGAAUUUUCUUGAUUCAAGCUGCAGACCCGCCAUAUGAGAGAAACACAAAUUUUCUUCCAUACACAAUAGUAAACUAUCUACCAGUGAGUAGCCAGGUGACAAGUAUAGAAGCAAGAAGUGAUGACCAACCUCCAGAAACCUCAAAUGCUCAUCCAGAAGAUACCACGACACCUCAGUACAAUGGCAGAAUCUUAUUGUUAGACGACCAAACUGGAGAAUCUAACAACCCUAACUUCAAGGAGGAGCACGUAAACCUCAAAGUUUUUCACCAUUAUCUCAAAAACAUCAAGAAAAGAGACAAAACUGGAGCAGAAGAAUCCAUCGAAGUACAAGAACCCAAGGAACCGGCAAAGCAACAGGAUGUAAUAAACGAUUUCCUACAGAGACAAGGAAAAACAGAAUAUGAGAAAUUAUUGGAAAGGGAUUUCAUAAGACCUCUUCUGAAACUUUACGAGAGCAAAGGCUACCAAAGUCCGGAUUACGUAAUCGGCAAUUUCACCAAUAACUCCAGGAUAUCGAAGGAGGACUAUGAGAACAAGUCGCAAAAAUUUUUGACUAGGGAGGAACUCGAUCUGUUGAUUCAUGAAACAGAUAAAUUCCACGAGAAUUUGCAGAAGAACAGCAAUAUCGAACAUUUAGAAGACCUGAAACUCAGCAAGACUGAACCUAGUGCUAACCCAGAUGGGGCCAUAUCAGAGAAUGCGCAAAAAUUCAGUAGGAGAGAUGAUAACCUGGAGGAGGAUACAAAAGAUGAGCAUAUAGGCGAAAUUUUACCACCGAAUUUCAGCAGGGACCAUUCGAUGCUUUAUAAUUACAGAGGAAGGGUUCAUCCCAAAUUAAUCAACGUCCAAAGGAAAAGUUAUCGGAGUUCGAGAAAAUACGACUCUGGCUUCGUACCGUCUCCUUUCACGAGUGACAAAGUGAUUCGUAAGCCCAUAUCCUUUCCCAGAGAUAGAUUCAGGCCGGAGUACGAGCCAACGUCCAUCUCCUACGAAGGAUUCGACUCCAAUAGGGAGGACAGAUCGAAGUACAUCUACCCUUCAGACCUUCACGAGGGUUCUAUCAACGAACAAGAGUCCAGAAACGUGUUUAGUAGUAUUAGAAUCGGUCCACCGAACAGUGAGAUCCCUGGGUACCGUCUGCCCAGGAGACUUAGAGGAUUCAGUGACUCUUUUCCUGGUUUUCAAAUAACUGGCAGAGAUGCCUUCUACGAUCCUUCGACUAGGUGGCAAAACGGUUGGACUGGUUCGAGAAAACCGAAAGUGAUUUUUCCAACGGAUCUUGUGGCGUUUAGAGACUCGAAUCCUGUGAGUGCAGCUCAGGAUGAAACCGACUGGCUGGCCGCCGACAGUGCGCUUCAGGAUCUACAGGAACCUGAUAUCAGGGAAAGAGGUACGGACCUUAUGUGCAUAUCUGGAGCUUCCUGCGAAUUCUUCCUGACUUGUUGGCUGUCCGGAGGGCAGCUAGAGAGCCCGUGCGAUGGUUUCCUGAGAGGAUGCUGUCAGAAAGGGGCCUCUAAAGCCGGCCAGAGUCCCUCUCUGGCCGUGGGCACCCUGGAAGCCCCUAGAGAAAGUGCAAAGUCCGUCACUACCCUCGAUGAUACUCGUUGUGGCAUCUCCUCUCCAAGACAACAAGCCCAGAGGAGAAUAGUUGGAGGUGAAGAAGCGGGUUUUGGGACGUUUCCCUGGCAAGCCUACAUCAGGAUCGGCUCCUCAAGAUGUGGAGGAUCUCUAGUCAGUAGACGUCACGUGGUAACUGCAGGUCAUUGUGUUGCAAGAGCGACACCUAGACAGGUUCACGUCACACUCGGAGAUUACGUCAUCAAUUCAGCUGUCGAACCGCUACCUGCCUACACUUUCGGAGUUUCCCAAAUUCAGGUGCAUCCCUUCUUCAAAUUCACCCCCCAAGCCGACAGAUUCGACGUAGCUGUGUUGCGCUUAGAUCGCACCGCCCACCAGCUACCGCACAUCACCCCCAUCUGCCUUCCCCCAAGAGGAGAGACUUUUCUAGGAGAAACUGGGGUUGCAGCGGGCUGGGGUGCCCUCAGUCCCGGUUCCAGGCUGCGUCCUCAGACCCUGCAAGCCGUCCAAGUCCCGGUGAUAGACAACAGGAUAUGCGAGAGGUGGCACAGGAGCAAAGGAAUCGGAGUCACCAUCUAUGACGAGAUGAUGUGCGCUGGUUACAAAACAGGAGGUAGAGACAGCUGCCAGGGUGACUCUGGGGGACCGUUGAUGCUGCAGAGGCAGGGAAGGUGGUAUCUGAUCGGUAUAGUGUCGGCAGGGUACUCGUGUGCUCAGCCUGGUCAACCUGGCAUCUACCACAGGGUUGCCCAUACGGUAGAGUGGAUCAAUAGGGCUAUAACAUCGUGAUGAAGUGUGAAUAAGAGGACUUUUAUUUGAAGGAUAUUUAAAUGAUGAUACUCGAGUUCGAGUUCGUGAUAUUUUUAUUUAUUUUGUAAUUAUUUAAUAAAUAUUUUAUUAUUCUAUAUUGAUGAGAACGAAAGAGCUUGUUUCUCGAAUAUAACAUUAUAAAGUUA